Ilex paraguariensis (yerba mate) is the source of this 324-nucleotide messenger RNA. The record is from the annotation of a GenBank genome assembly. Lineage: Eukaryota; Viridiplantae; Streptophyta; Magnoliopsida; Aquifoliales; Aquifoliaceae.
AUGGCAAUUGUUCAUUCAUCGAUGGCAAUGGCAGAGAAGGUGUCAUGGUACUGUGCUUUGUUUUUGGCAGUAAUGCUGGUGUUGAGCUGUUGUGAACCAGAUGAGAGAGAAUUCAUGGCGCCGGUGAACUUUAAGGACAUGAUGAACAAGCCAUGCGAUGAGAUUUAUGUGGUUCGGGAGGGAGAGACUCUGAAUACUAUCAGUGAGAAGUGUGGAGAUCCUUAUAUUGUUGAAGAAAAUCCCCAUAUCCAUGACCCGGAUGAUGUUUUUCCUGGCCUGGUUAUCAAGAUCACCCCUUUCCAGGAUAGGCCCAUGCUUUGUUAG